AUGGCUCAUCGGUACGACGAUCAACAGCAAAGUCAACAGCUGUUGACCAUCGUAGACCGAGGUACUCCAGAACAACUUUUUGCAUUUUUACAAAAAUUUCAUCGAAAACCUUUUCAAAAUUUGACUGAUGUUAUUCAAUAUAAGAGUGUUAUUGAUGAUCAAAUUGAUUUUAUUAAUUGUACAGGUACAAAAUAUAGUGUUACACCAUUGAUGAUUGCAACUGGAAAAGGUUCAUAUGAAAAAGUAAAAAUUCUUCUUGUUCAUGGUGCAGAUCCAAAUAGACAAUGCGCAACAGGUGAUACAGCAACAAAUUUAGCCGUUCAUCGUCAAAAAUAUCUUAUUGUUGAGUUACUUCUUCAAUAUCAUGCUAAUCCAAAUGUAUACAAUCAAUCGGGUAAAACAGCAUUACAUCGUGCUGUUAUGUCAUAUAGUGAUGAAAAUGCUUAUCAUAUUCGAACAUUACUUGAUGCUGGAGCUGAUCCAAAUAUUGAAGAUCGAAAUCAACGAAUGCCACUCGAUGAAGCUGUUAUUGCCAAUAAGCCUGGAAUGGUUGAUAUUUUACUUUCUUAUAAUCGAACUGCAGUCAAACGUGCUUAUCGAGCAGCUAUAAUUGCUUCUCGUCUUGGUCACGAUAAAUGUUUGGAAAUAUUACUUAAUUAUGGUAUGGAUCCAAAUAUAACUGAUCGAACAAAUGUUACACCACUUCAUGUGGCAAUUCGUUCAUUAAGAUUAUCGACAGUUCGUCUUUUGGUUGCACAUGGUGCUGAUCAAAAUAUAGCAAAUAAUCGAGGUGAAACAGCCUUUGCUAUAGCUGAACAUUUACAAUCAAAUCAGCAACAAAAUUUUAUGGAUGCUCUUAUUCGAAAUGCUGUUUCACAUAUAUGUCCAUUACUUCGAAGUCAUCCAAAUUGGACAUUAGAUAGUGACAAAUUUCGAAGCGUGACAGCUGAAGAUUCAUCUGUACAAAAUUUACUUGACAUGUCGAAUGAUACAUAUUGGCAUUGUACAGAAUCUAAAAAUGCAUGGAUUAUUUUUGAUUUAAAACAUGAAUAUAAUAUAACUGGCAUGAGAAUAAUUGGAUGUGAAAAUCAAUCGGCACCAAGAAUUGGUCAUCUUGAUGUGUCAAAUGCUUUCAAUGGUCCUUGGUUUAAAAUUAUAGAUUUUACUUGUGUAUUAUGUCAGGGAAAUAAAAAUGAUUUCUUUUUUUCGCCAAUAACAACUCGUUAUAUUCGAGUUUCUAUUUCGGAUAAUUAUGGUGGUGUGGAUAUUCGAAUACAAUUUAUUGGCUUUUUUGGUGUUGAUAUGCGUUUAGUUGAUUUACUUCGACAAUAUCAAUUAGAGAAAAGUCUUAACACACUUUUAGCUAAUGCAAGAAAUUAA
Molecule: messenger RNA, 1380 nt
Organism: Rotaria sp. Silwood2
Lineage: Eukaryota; Metazoa; Rotifera; Eurotatoria; Philodinida; Philodinidae
Source: the annotation of a GenBank genome assembly